Plasmodium inui San Antonio 1 is the source of this 252-nucleotide messenger RNA. RefSeq lists its product as hypothetical. Lineage: Eukaryota; Apicomplexa; Aconoidasida; Haemosporida; Plasmodiidae. The transcript is spliced from 2 exons. The record is from RefSeq and is a predicted model, not a curated record. Bases 1 to 252 code for a protein of 83 amino acids.
AUGGAAGUGAAUCCCUCGAAUGAGGUUGAAAAACCGAUUAGGAAAAACGGCUUGCACAAUAUUGAGCGAGGCAAGGAAGUUUCUUCGUAUGUAUGGAAUUGGGCAUAUACAUCUACGGUACCUUUUCAGUUACACGAGCAGCUGGACCAGGUGCGACAGGGGAACAAACCCGACUGCAUAUCCACCCAGGGGUUGAACCCUGACAAGGGGAACGGCCUAUCUGGUGAAGAGGAAGAAUUUAACGUGAAAUGA